AUGGGUGCAAUGUCCCUUCCUUCAGAGAUCCCUGAGACUCAAACCGUGGCUCUCGUCCGCGAGCUCGGAGGCAGCGUCGAGUUUCUUGACAAUUAUCCUGUCCCGACUCCCGGGCCAAAUGAGGUGUUAGCUAAGGUGCUCUACACGGGCGUCUGUCAAAGUGACCUGCACACGAAAAACGGCACGGCAGCCGGCGCUGACGGCAAUCCGAUCACAAAUAUCAAAUUGCCGCAUGUUGGAGGACAUGAAGGGGUGGGCCGAAUUGUGUCACUAGGUCCCAACACCGGUCCUGAAUUGAAGGUCGGUGGGCUCGUCGGUAUCCGCUUCUCCAGUCGGAUUUGUAGGAGGUGUGAGUUCUGCUUGGCCGGCACGGAACAGCAUUGCAUCAAGGGUACGAACCACCUGCACCAUGAAGACGGCAGUUUCCAGGAGUACAUCGCCCUGGAUGCCGACUACCUGACAAUACUGCCUGAUGAUGUGGAUCCCAAGGUCAUCGGGCCGGUAUUGUGUGCUGGAGUGACAGCCUACAAGGCAGUCCUCAACGCGAACAUCCGGGCCGGCAACUGGUUGGUCGUAGUAGGUGCUGGAGGUGGUCUCGGCCACUUGGCUGUCCAAUAUGCCAAGGCACAAGGGGCAUUGGUAAUUGGCGUCGACGCCGGCGACAAGCGGGGUUUUGUUCUCAACUUAGGAGCCACAGAGUACAUCGACUUCACUUCGACGGAUCCCGUGCAAAGGGUUCAUGAAAUCACAGGCCUCGGUGCGCAUGCCGUAGUUGUGACUGCAGGAAGUGCUAAAGCCUUCGCCCAUGCUUGUGAUAUGCUACGGGUUGGAGGCAGUCUGAGCUGCGUUGGAAUCCCGCCAGGCCGCCCAGUGCUGGAAACCCCAAUCUGCACCAUCGUGAUCAAAGGACUCCGUGUUACUGGUAACCUGAUCGGCUCCCUGAAAGAGUGUAUGGAGGCGGUGGACUUGGUCCGGCGUGGGGUGGUAAAACCAGAGAUCAAGGUCCGGUCAUUCAAGGAGUUGCCUCAAGUGUACGAGGACAUGGAGAAGGGUGAUAUUGCAGGCAGAAUCGUGCUUCAGGUCUCAGAGUAAUUUACUCAAGUCCAAGCAAGCAGUCAGUCAAUUUCACAUCUUCUGAACCAUCAAAUGCAUUCAUCGAAUCGAUCCUCAUAGAGUAUCCACUGCGGAUCGGUAUACUGUUCAGGCGAGUCCGAAUGCUCUUCUACUUCGUGAGCGAUAUCUUCAUCGU
This is a messenger RNA of Aspergillus ibericus CBS 121593, 1249 nucleotides long. Its product is annotated as zinc-dependent alcohol dehydrogenase. The record is from RefSeq and is a predicted model, not a curated record. The transcript is spliced from 4 exons. Bases 1 to 1092 code for a protein of 363 amino acids. NCBI's taxonomy places the organism in Eukaryota, Fungi, Ascomycota, Eurotiomycetes, Eurotiales, Aspergillaceae. Gene Ontology annotation, molecular function: oxidoreductase activity.